AUGUCUGUCAGUGUCAUACUCUCUCAAUUUGAGGCCUUGGUGAACAAGAUGGAAUUGGUCGGCUCGAGGCUCUGCAAUAAACGAAUUCGUCCCACAGCAGAUCAACUAAAUGAUUUCCAAAAUCUGCAUACGAGGUUCAAGGCAACAUUGGCAAAUUUUGACAACGGUGUUCAGAAAUUGUUAGCUAUCGGGUCUCCUGCUGCGGAAGACCUUUUGCUUGCGGAUCGUAUCCGGGCUGCCAAGGACUCCGCGCCGAUCACUUCCCCGAUUUUGACGACUUUGAAAAGGAACUUGAUCCUUAUCUUCAUGGGACCAAAAACCUUUGAACUGGAUUCCAAACAGGUGAAGGCGAGAAACAAACAGACUGAAGGUCGGUGUAAAACACUUCGGUCUCAGCAUAGCCAUGUUGUCCUUAUGUGGGCAAUGGCGCUUCAACCAUCUAUUUGGAAAACUUCAGUGGGUAUGAACGAAAAGACCUUUGAUUUCCUGAUCAGAGACCUCAGCGAUGAACGAAUGAAUCAAAUUCCGCCGCAUAUAUCUGAGAUCAUGCUAUCUCUUGCAGGCGAAGAAUCCAUGAGCACGUCUGACUCUUUCGCAUUGUUCGCCGAAAAGGUUUCGAAGGACACCGUUGAACUACAGCCGGCUUUAAAGCGGAGGCGUACAACAGGAAUCGAAGCGCACUCAACCGUGUUUGAAGCAGUCAACGAAAAACACAUGUUAUCUUCAAUGAAUACCGAAUCGCACGUGGAACAGCAUACGGCCAAUAACAUACCAAAGAUACAGCAAAACAGGCGUAAGGAAAUCUAA
Messenger RNA from Penicillium alfredii, 807 nucleotides. RefSeq lists its product as uncharacterized. Bases 1 to 807 code for a protein of 268 amino acids. The transcript has a single exon. Lineage: Eukaryota; Fungi; Ascomycota; Eurotiomycetes; Eurotiales; Aspergillaceae. The record is from RefSeq and is a predicted model, not a curated record.